AUGCAGAGAAAUCGGUACCAUAAAUAUGAUGUCAGAGACAGACCGAAAGCUUGGCGAGGGGAAGAGAAACACGGUAGAGAACUAUCUUCACACAGCAGAGAAACCGAAGAAGACUGCAACGAUUUUGAAACUUAUUCCUAUGUAUAUAAAAGCCAAAGUUACUUGAGAUCCCCGUACGGAGACACGCGCUCAAGAUUGAAAUCGCCUUCGAAACGGUACUCUCCUGAAAGAUCAGUUACUCAAAAAAGGUACCAUGAGUCAAGGCAGUCAAAUCAAAGGGACCGCCAUCGAGACAGAGCUUUACUAAAUUUAGCUGCAACGAAGAUUCAAGCUGCUUUUAGAGGUUAUAUGACAAGAAAGGAAUUUUGGCGUCAAAGGGAACGGUAUCGAGGAUUACAAAGUCAAGCCCAUUCUGCUCAUUAUAGGCAAGAUGAAUACAGUCUUCCCAGUAUGACAUCUAUCGUAGAUAAUAGUAGUGUUUCAGCUUUGGCUGCAAACGCUGACCCAAAUUUGGGUCUAACCACGCCACUAACGCCCAUUGAUAGCUCGCAGAGAAAUCACAUAUUAAGAGAUCUUAAAUCCAAACUGACUUUUUCGGAUGAAAUGCCAACUGCUAGUCAACUACAAUCAGAACACUCUCCAACUAUAAUUAUUCUUGGUGGAAUAAAUCCCCACAAAGCUGGAGAUCAUUUUCUAGGAUCAUCUAUGUUUGUUUACAACGUUCAAAAAGAUCGGUGGUUAUUCGCAGGAACGAUGCCAGAAACUCGAAAUUAUCACGGAGCUGCUUUUUUAAAUGGAAAAAUUUAUAUUACUGGUGGUUACAGUCCUCUGCAUGUUCACCACGGGCAAAUGGUAUCAACUCAAACUACGUUCCAACUUACAGUCCGGUCUAAGCGAUGGAGACGGAGAGCGGAUAUGCACCAAGCUAGAGCAUGCCACGGAACAUGCGUUAUUGAAGAGAACAUCAUGGUUUUGGGCGGCAGAGACAGCUCAGGGAAAAUUCUGUCAGCAGUGGAAAUUUACUAUCCCAAAAGAGAUCAGUGGAGCUUGGUGAAACCAAUGCCAGAAGCUAUUAUGGGAAUGGCUUGUGCAGUUAUGGAUGGCUGCGUCUGGGUGAUUGGUGGAAUCGUUCACGACGGACAUUCAACGAGAUAUUCUGUAUCCAACCGUGUAUAUACCUUUGAUGUAGAGCAACAAAAUUGGUAUCAUAAGGUAUCUCUUCCUGAACCCCGAGCUUAUGCCUGUGCUGCAAGUCUGAAACGAGAAAUCUGGUUGUGGUGUGGAGUUAAAGAAGCAUUAAGCGAUGAUGGCUAUCUGACAAGCACCAAUACUGUGUUUGUUUUUAAUCCUGAAAUAGGUAAAUGGGAGCAUCAUUCUGCGAUUGGAACAGCGAAACAUGCCGCAGCUCUAGCGAAAUUUGGAAGGCGAGUGUAUCUACUGGGUGGGAUGAGCAACGUCUCUGGAUCCAAGGAAGUGCUGAUGGAGAAUGACUACUACAACAGGGAGAAUGACAGAUAUUCAGAAGGUGCACCUAUACCACUUCCAGUCACAGGAGCAGCUGCGACGGCCUUGCCAAUUGACUACAUUGCUACAAGUGAUCCGAAAUGGAAUGUCGAUAAUUUAAAUGAUUCAGUACUGAAUGAAGCAGCCACGAAAAUACAGUCUGCUUACCGUGGCUAUCGGGCAAGAAGUUUAAUCUCUACUAACAAAUUUCCCAUUCACUCUUCCAAUUCAGACGAUUUACAAAAAUUACGAUGCUACCAUCUCUCCGAAUCUCCUCACGACAAAUGGAAAUUAUUUCAAAGAGUUCAAAUUGAUGAUUGGCCACCAAUGCCAGAUCCCAAAAACUUGCCAUCUGAAUUGGAUGUCCGAUUGGGAACUCUUCCAAAGGGUUACACUGUUACAGCUGCAAAUUCUGGCGGUAGAACUAAAGUCAGGCGAUACGUACCACUACCGGAACAUGUCGAUCCAAACUUAGGAAUGUGUGGACAUAUCUGUAAUGUCUAUAAAAAAACAAAAAAAAUCUUAGGACUCCGUAAAGUGGAACAUUUACCAUCCUUUGCCAGAGAUAUGCUAACUGUCACGACUUUGCAAGACGAUUCUUUGCCUGUUGUUCUUGUGAUGGGAGGCUUACAACCGAAAGAACCAGUCAACUUAUCUUACGGUAAACUUAUCAUGAGAUACAGUCCCCUGAAAAAUAGGUGGGAAUACUUUGGUGUCUUACCAGAGCCAAGAAAUUACCACGCUGCUGUAUAUUAUCGAGAAAAUAUUUAUGUUACAGGCGGAUGCGAUCCAGAUAAACGAAACAGUGGGGAGAUGGUCGCAACAAACACCACUUACGUCUUGAAUAUUCAUUCCAGCGAAUGGGUACAAAAGUCUGAAAUGCAGUGUACCAGAUCACAUCAUGGUCUAGUUGCCUUUCAAGGAAAACUGUUUGCAAUUGGCGGUAGGGAUCACAAUGGCAGAUUAGUUGCAUCUAUCGAAGCUUACGACAUUGAAAAUGAUAAAUGGACUUUAAAAAGAGCUAUGGCACAGCCUCGUAUGGGCAUGGCAUGCGCAGUAUAUCAGGACAGCAUCUGGUGCAUAGGAGGCGUUGGACUAUCCGACGAUUCAGAAGCACUUUCGUAUCCAGUUUUGUCAAGCGUCCUCUCCUAUGACGUGGCAAAAGACUCAUGGCUCUCCCGUCCACCACUACGAUGUCCGAGGGCAUAUGCGUCGUGCGUUGUUGUCAAUAACACCAUGUGGCUUCUGGGUGGCGCUUCGAAAGAUCGUGCCAACAAUGCCUUGAUCAGCAUGGCGUCCGUCGACAAAUACUACCCUGAGGAAGCUCAGUGGAUGAGAAGAACACUACUGAACAUUCCAAGACACUCUGCAGCGGUUGUUGCUGUUGAGAGUUGUGUGUAUGUGUUCGGAGGUGUGAGUAGUCAAGAAUGGAGUGCAGUAGCUAAAAACGAAAUGGUUGUCAUCAACGACAUCAGUCUUCAUGGUUGCAGUCCCCUUCCGUUACCUCUCACAGGACUAGCAGCAGUGUGCGUCCCACCUGUUUCACCAUCCCUUCGAGCGGAAAGUAUAGCUAUGCUCCUGCAUGCACAAUUGACUUUUCAUUGACAAUUAUAAAACUCAGGUAGAUAUUCCAAGAAACAAUGUAUUACGUUCAAUUUGCUGGACUGAUAAAUUAAAACAUUUCAUUACAUUUCCGAAAGUAUAUUUAAACAAGUUUUCCAUAAGUACAGAAAAUAGAGUAUAAAAUGCAUGUUCCCAUAUUUUGAUAUUUAAUUG
Messenger RNA from Argiope bruennichi, 3279 nucleotides. RefSeq names its product alpha-scruin-like. The transcript is spliced from 18 exons. The record is from RefSeq and is a predicted model, not a curated record. Gene Ontology annotation, molecular function: protein binding. NCBI's taxonomy places the organism in Eukaryota, Metazoa, Arthropoda, Arachnida, Araneae, Araneidae. The coding region runs from base 1 to 3108 and encodes 1035 amino acids.